CGCGCCCGGCUCCGACCCCAGAGUCCCCGCGGCGGGUCGGGCGCGCGUGCGCGGAGGCCUCCGGAGCUGUCCACACUGCCUGGCAGCUGCCAUGGGCAGGCAGGCCCUGGCCGUGGAUGUGAGGUGGCCGCCCUGCACCCGUCCCCUGCUGGGGGUCUGCGCCCUCAUCUGCCUGGCCACAGCUGCCCUGCUGGGGCACAUCCUGCUCCAUGAUUUCCUGGUGGUCCCCCAAGAGUUGGGUGGCUUCUCCCCCGUCCUGGAGGAGACUCGCAGAGCUGCCCAGCCAGGAGCCAGCGGGCCAGGGCCCCAGCGCACCCAGGAGCACCCUGGCCAUCCCGCAGCAGCACCCACACAGUGCGACGUACCCCCCAACAGCCGCUUCGACUGUGCCCCAGACAGGGCCAUCACCCAGGAGCAGUGCGAGGCCCGCGGCUGCUGCUAUGUCCCAGCAAGGCGGGACCCACGGGGCGCCCAGAUGGGGCAGCCCUGGUGCUUCUUCCCGCCCAACUACCCCAGUUACAAGCUGGAGAACCUGAGCUCCUCCGAAAUGGGCUACACGGCCACCCUGACCCGCUCCACCCCCACCUUCUUCCCGAAGGACGUCCUGACCUUGCGGCUGGAUGUGCUGAUGGAGACGGAGAGCCGCCUCCACUUCACGAUCAAAGAUCCCGCUAACAGGCGCUACGAAGUGCCCUUGGAGACCCCGCGUGUCCGCAGCCGGGCACCGUCCCCACUCUACAGCGUGGAGUUCUCAGAGGAGCCGUUUGGGGUGGUCGUGCGCCGGCAGCUGGACGGCCGGGUGCUGCUGAACACCACUGUGGCUCCCCUGUUCUUCGCCGACCAGUUUCUGCAGCUCUCCACCUCCCUGCCCUCCCAGUACCUCACGGGCCUGGCCGAGCACCUCAGCCCGCUGAUGCUCAGCACCAGCUGGGCCAAGGUCACCCUCUGGAACCGGGACAUCGCCCCCACGCCCAACGUGAACCUCUACGGGUCCCACCCUUUCUACCUGGUGCUGGAGGAUGGCGGGUCGGCGCACGGAGUGUUCCUCCUGAACAGCAACGCCAUGGACGUGGUGCUGCAGCCGAGCCCGGCCCUCAGCUGGAGGUCGACAGGCGGCAUCCUGGACGUCUACGUCUUCCUGGGCCCGGAUCCCAAGAGCGUGGUGCGCCAGUACCUGGACGUUGUGGGGUACCCGUUCCUGCCGCCGUACUGGGGCCUGGGCUUCCACCUGUGCCGCUGGGGCUACUCCUCCACCGCCAUCACCCGCCAGGUGGUGGAGAACAUGACCGAGGCCCCGCUUCCCGAUGUCCAGUGGAACGACCUGGACUACAUGGACUCCAGGAGGGACUUCACCUUCAACAAAGACGGCUUCAAGGACUUCCCGGCCAUGGUGCGGGAGCUGCACCAGGGCGGCCGGCGGUACAUGAUGAUCGUGGAUCCCGCCAUCAGCAGCUCAGGCCCCGCCGGGGGCUACAGACCCUAUGACGAGGGGCUGCGGAGGGGGGUUUUCAACAACGAGACUGGGCAGCCACUGAUCGGAAAGGUGUGGCCCGGAUCCACCGCCUUCCCCGACUUCACCAACCCCAAGGCCCUGGACUGGUGGCAGGACAUGGUGGCCGAGUUCCACGCCCAGGUGCCCUUUGACGGCAUGUGGAUUGACAUGAACGAGCCUUCCAACUUCGUGCGGGGCUCUGAGGACGGCUGCCCCAGCAACGAGCUGGAAAACCCGCCCUACGUGCCCGGUGUGGUUGGUGGGACCCUCCAGGCGGCCACCAUCUGUGCCUCCAGCCGCCAGUUCCUCUCCACACACUACAACCUGCACAACCUCUAUGGCCUGAGCGAAGCCAUCGCAUCCCACAGGGCCCUAGUGAAGGCUCGAGGGACCCGUCCCUUCGUGAUCUCCCGCUCAACCUUUGCCGGCCACGGCCGAUACGCCGGCCACUGGACGGGGGACGUGGGGAGCAGCUGGGAGCAGCUUUCCUACUCCGUGCCAGAAAUCCUGCUGUUUAACCUGCUGGGGGUGCCCCUGGUCGGGGCUGACGUCUGCGGCUUCCUGGGCAACACGUCAGAGGAGCUGUGUGUGCGCUGGACCCAGCUGGGCGCCUUCUACCCCUUCAUGCGGAACCACAACGACCUGCACAGCCUGCCUCAGGAGCCGUACAGGUUCGGCAAGCCGGCCCAGCAGGCCAUGCGGAAGGCCCUCGCCCUGCGCUAUGCGCUGCUCCCCCACCUCUACACGCUGUUCUACCGGGCCCACGUCGGCGGGGAGACCGUGGCCCGGCCCCUCUUCCUGGAGUUCCCCGAGGACCCCCACACCUGGACCGUGGACCGCCAGCUUCUGUGGGGGGCGGCUCUUCUCAUCACCCCAGUGCUGGAGGCCGGGAAGGCUGAGGUGACGGGCUACUUCCCUUCGGGCACGUGGUAUGACCUGCAGACGGUGCCAGUAGAGACCCUUGGCAGCCACCCAUCUCUGCCUCCAGCACCCCCCAGGCCAGCCGUGCACAGCCAGGGGCAGUGGGUGACGCUGCCAGCCCCACUGGACACCAUUAACGUCCACCUCCGGGCCGGGCACGUCCUCCCUCUGCAGGGCCCCGGCCUCACCACCACAGAGUCCCGCAAGCAGCCCAUGGCGCUGGUCGUGGCCCUGACCGAGAGCGGGGAGGCCCGAGGGGAGCUGUUCUGGGACGACGGGGACAGCCUGGGAGUGCUGGAGCGCGGGGACUACACACUGGUCACCUUCCGGGCCGGGAACAACACGGUCAAGAACGAGCUGGUGCGUGUGAGCGGGGAGGGCGCUGGCCUGCAGCUGCGGAAGGUGACCGUCUUGGGGGUGGCCACGGCCCCUCAGCAGGUCCUCUCCAACGGUGUCCCCGUGUCCAACUUCACCUACAGCCCUGACACCAAGACUCUGGCCGUCCCCGUGGCACUGUCCGUGGGGGAGCAGUUUCUCGUCAGCUGGUCAUAGCCAGUGGCAGCGGCUUGAUCCUCACGGGGGAGGCUGGUUUCCCCCCAAGGCCGAGCCUGGCGCUCACGGUGGCUGUGUGCGUGCCGUGGUCCCCUGAGCAGCUCACGCUGCCCAUCGUGUCUACCUCCUGGGGUUGGGGCUUUGGGGUUUGCUCCCCAGAUCCUGCAGCUGCCCGGUGCGCUCCGGGGUCACUCUGUCCGGGUGUUGAAAGGCUUGUGUCCCCUGAGCCCACCACCCGCCUUCUGUCCCCGACGCCAGAGAAGGUGCUAGAGCAAGGAGUGUUGCCUCAGCACCGAGGUCCUGCCGCCAGCCUGCUGUGACCCAGGGAAAGGACAGAGCUUUGUCCCCACAGGCUCCCCCAGAAAGCUGCCUGCCAGCCCGGAAACGGAGCCUCGGGAGCAUGCGCAGGCCUGGGAAGUCCUUCAUCGACAUUUCAAGUGCAAUUGUCUGUAAUAAAAGGGCAUUUGGAAUCCUC
This is a messenger RNA of Lemur catta (Ring-tailed lemur), 3440 nucleotides long. RefSeq names its product alpha glucosidase (gene GAA). Gene Ontology annotation, molecular function: carbohydrate binding; alpha-1,4-glucosidase activity. The record is from RefSeq and is a predicted model, not a curated record. Gene Ontology annotation, cellular component: lysosomal membrane. Gene Ontology annotation, biological process: glycogen catabolic process; lysosome organization. Lineage: Eukaryota; Metazoa; Chordata; Mammalia; Primates; Lemuridae.